CGCACGUUCGCUUUAAAAUCUCAGUUUUCAGGCUUUUAUCGACUCUAACAGCGCCCAUCGAAAAGACACAUGGACGACGACACACUCACGACGCUGAAAAUACUAAUAAUAGGAGAAAGUGGCGUUGGGAAAUCCAGAUGUUCCAGACUGCAUGGCUGUCAUCAGCGUCUCUACUAACUGCCAGAAUAUUCCCUCACAGCCGAUGUCUCCUCUCUCCUCUCAGACAGAUAACCUGCCUCCUGUUGAGAUUCACAGAGGACACGUUCGACCCGGAACAGUCAGCCACGAUAGGUGGAUCCCAAAGGAUGACGCUCACAGUGCCAUCUUUAUUCAGCAGAGGAAGAACGGUGAAAGAGUGAAGACGUCCCAGCAGCACAGCACAGGUGUGGACUUCAAAGUGAAGACCAUCACUGUGGAUGGAAACAAGGCAAAGCUGGCGAUAUGGGACACUGCAGGACAAGAGCGUUUCCGAACUCUGACGCCCAGUUACUACCGCGGUGCACAGGGAGUCAUCCUCGUGUAUGACGUGACUCGGAGGGAGACCUUCACCAAGCUGGACAACUGGCUGAACGAGCUGGAGACGUACUGCACCAGGAGCGACCUGGUCAAGAUGCUGGUGGGCAACAAGAUCGACCGGGAAAACCAUGAGCUGGACCGGGCCGAGGGGCUCAAGUUCGCCAGAAAACAUUCCAUGCUGUUUAUAGAGGCCAGCGCCAAGACCAAGGACGGCGUGCAGUGCGCCUUCGAGGAGCUGGUGGAGAAGGUGAUCCAGACGCCCGGCCUGUGGCAGAGCGAGAACCACGGCCGGGCGGUGCAGCUGACCGACGAGGACGCCGGCGGAGGCUCCUGCAGCGGCUACUGCUCCCUGGUUUAGACAGCACACACACACACACACACACACACACACACACACACAGACACACACACACACACACACACACACACACACACCUUUUUUGCACACUUUCUAAUAACGCUGCGCUAUAAAAUGCAAAAUCCAGGCCGGCCUUCCUCUUCCUGGAUUCAGAGGAGCGACUCUCUGCCCCUCUCUUCUUACCUUGUCUGCAGUCUUUUUUCUUUUUUUUUUUUUUUUUUUUUUUUUUUUUUUGAGACCUCGAUCAAUAAUAUCAGCCGCUCUCGCUCGAUGCUCGCAUGAUUCAGCCAUGACGGAGUCCAGAAGUGAGCGCCAAAGCUCGUCAGACACAUGGCCGCGUCUCUGCAGUCUGAUGAUGGGAAUGGAAAAACCUGUGUUUGACCAAGGUUUCUGUUUGUCUCCAGCAUGCUGCUUUUUUUUUUUUCUCGGUCCAUGGAGCACUUUUGCCUUAGCGAGCACAUCUGUAUCAAUGCAGGGCCGACUCCGUCCUCCAGUGUUUGUCUUUCCUCCGUCCCCCCCCCCCCACACACACACACAGACUGUGAAAAUGCGUGCGCUCAUGGAGAAGCUGGAGGAUUCUGGGAUCAUGGUCUCCUCUCUGGUUCAGAGCAGUAUUUAUUCCCCUCGGACGUCAGCCCUUCGGGGGAGACUGGCAGUGCAGUCAGGAGAGGGACGGUCUUUGAGUUGCACGCCUUUCUAUUUUUUUAACGAGCUGCUUUAACGGAGUGAGACGCUCUGGCACUCAGCCGCUCCGACACAGAAUAUCAGAAAUAUCACUACGACAGUAUUUUCACACAGAUCUCCUCUUCUGGCCGCACAAAGGGAAAGUGUUCAGUAAUAAAGGGGGUCAGUGAGUCAUCGGGGUGUUCCCACCCACAGCGCUCCCGUCCCCGUCCCCGUCCCCGUCCCCGUGUCCCCGUCCGAAGAACGCGUUGAACCUCUUGACUUGAAAUGUCGUCGUGUAAACGGGACUUUCCAUUUACUCCUCUCUCUUUUAUAUUAACUGCAUGGGAAAUCUGCGUUGCCAUUUCUUUGUCUGUCUGGUGAAUGACCUCCAGAGGCUAUUUACGAUAAAUACUUUAACUUAUAUUUAGCUGAAACAGCAGUGUCCCGGCAUGGUGUACAGAGCAGAAGUCUGCUUUUUAAGCCGGAGCUGUUUUUGUUUAGUGCUGAGAAACCUGUGUGUCUGGUGGGAAUGUGAAGAGUGAGUUGUAAAGCUGAAUGUAUUUCACGAUGAGCCGCCCGAUGUAUUAAACUAAAUAAAACUGUUUUUUUUAAGCGA
Salarias fasciatus (jewelled blenny) is the source of this 2156-nucleotide messenger RNA. RefSeq names its product RAB18A, member RAS oncogene family (gene rab18a). The transcript is spliced from 9 exons. NCBI's taxonomy places the organism in Eukaryota, Metazoa, Chordata, Actinopteri, Blenniiformes, Blenniidae. The coding region runs from base 152 to 874 and encodes 240 amino acids. Gene Ontology annotation, molecular function: GTPase activity; GTP binding. The record is from RefSeq and is a predicted model, not a curated record.